AUGGAGACGCAGAAACAUGAGGAGGAGGAGGAGGAGGAGGAGAAGAGCCAUGUAGGGUCUGAGAGGCUGAGACUGCAGCAGGAACAGGAGGCACCUGCACAGAGUCAUGAGACAGCUCGCCAGGGGCCCCGACGGAGACUUAUGGGUGCUGUCACUGGUCCAGGGCCGUGUCCUUACUGUCACACAGCAUGA
Molecule: messenger RNA, 192 nt
Organism: Xyrichtys novacula (pearly razorfish)
Lineage: Eukaryota; Metazoa; Chordata; Actinopteri; Labriformes; Labridae
Source: the annotation of a GenBank genome assembly